AUGCUGGCCUUCCAGGAGCAGCCACUGAGGCUCAAAGGACGUCAGAGACUCCUUGCUAGCCUGCAGCGAAUCACAUCGUCCCAUUCGGGUGGCCGACGCGGUUCCAGCCGAUCACGAGCUUACAGCGACUCUGCUCGAGGAUCCAUCUCGUGCAUCUCGUUGAGUGCAGCAUCCCCGGAGGAUCCGGCACUAUUCGGCCAUCCUCUAACACGGCAAUGGUCAACAGGCUUUGCCACAGCCCCAGCCUCGGCACUGAAUAGUCCCAGAGUACAGACGCCGGUGCUUGAGGGAGCAGCAAGAGUUCGAUAUGUGGGUCAGCAUGAUAACACCUCAAUCGCAGUUCCAGCCGGGAUUUGCCUUAAUUCGAAGCUUCAUUCCACGCCAUGCAUUGUGGAAGUUGACGAGGACUACUUCUCGCGAAGUGUUGAGAAACCGAAGAAGGCUAAGAAGUGGUUCAAUUUCUGGCGUGAUCUGCCUUCAGAACUGAGAAUGGAAGUCCUCUCUUACCUCACUCCGCGGCAGAUCGUGAGGUGUUCCAUCGUCUCUAAAUCAUGGCACGCGAUGUGCUUCGAUGGGCAGCUGUGGAGUGACCUAGACACCACGGGCUUUUACCGCGAUAUUCCAGGAGAGGCUUUAGAGAAGAUAAUUGCUGCUGCUGGACCUUUCAUCCGAGAUUUGAAUUUGCGAGGCUGUGUUCAACUUGAGCAUCGUUGGAACACGGCGAACCGUCUCUCGGAUGCUUGCAAGAAUCUAGAGAACAUGUCUUUGGAGGGAUGCCAUAUCACCCGCUCGUCCAUUCACAAUUUCUUGUGGGGGAAUUCCAGGUUGGUUCACUUAAACCUUUCUGGAUUAGAUGGCGCUUCGGACGCCGGCAUGGAGAUUCUCGCCAACAAUUGCUCAAAACUUCAGCAUUUGAACAUAUCUUGGUGCAAGAACGUGACAACUUCAGGUCUGCGAAAGGUCGUGCUAAGCUGCACUCGACUCACAGACUUGCUUGCUGGACAAGGAAAGGACUGGGAUGACUUGGCAUUUAUGGCGACACUCUUCAAAACCAAUGGUCUUGAGCGGCUGACUUUGAUGAACUGCGAGAGUCUCAACGACGAAUCUCUGAAGGUCUUGAUACAGGGCUUGAACCCUGAAAUCGACUGCCUGACGGAUCGACCCAUCGUACCGCCGAGAAAAUUGAAGCAUCUAGAUUUGACUAGAUGCCGUAGCAUCACCGAUGAUGGUCUGCGCUGCUUAGUUGGAAACAUUCCCGAGAUCGAAGGCCUGCAAUUGUCAAAAUGUCGUGGUAUACUUGACGCAACGUUGAUAGAGCUACUACCCACGACAGACAAGCUGACCCACCUCGACUUAGAGGAGCUGGAGGAUUUGACCAACAACUUCCUCAACACACUCACUCAGUCACAGUGCAUCAAAACCUUGCGACAUCUCAAUAUCUCUUUCUGCGAGAACCUCUCGGAUGCAGGCAUGAUUCCUGUCAUCCAGGCAGGCACAAGCCUGCGUUCUUUGGAGAUGGACAAUACUCGCAUUGGCGAUCUGUCGCUCGCCGAAGCGGCGGCAAUGGUACGCAGAAGGUCGCCGCGAAGGACAGUUCAGGGUGUUUACCAACCAGGACAAUGCCAAUACAAGCCAGAGAUCGGUCUCAAACUGGUCGCAUAUGAUUGUCAGAAUGUCACGUGGACCGGAGUUCGGGAGAUUCUUUCCCGCAACGCUGACACUUUGGUUUCUCGCCCACCAUCACCACGCAUUCACAUCGUACGCAGCACAACGUUCCCUUCGGAGAUCAUUCAAUUGAAGUGCUUCUAUACGUAUCAGCCCACUGUGGAGGAGCACACCAAAAGAGUGAUACGCGGCGACUUCAUUGCAGCGCGAAGGCUCGACCGCAAAUGGACCGACUUCAUGAUGGCGCAAGAAGAAGCCGAUGCUGGGGGUGCUGGCAGUCGCCGCCGGCGGAGAAGAGCACGAGAGGCCCAGAUGAUGCACGCCGACGAGGAAGAUGAGCACACUCCUGGAUCGGGAGUCGGUGGUGGUCGGCGGCGGCGCGCAAGAAGCGGAGGAUGCAGCGUCAUGUGA
Messenger RNA from Dissoconium aciculare CBS 342.82, 2076 nucleotides. RefSeq names its product RNI-like protein. Lineage: Eukaryota; Fungi; Ascomycota; Dothideomycetes; Mycosphaerellales; Dissoconiaceae. Bases 1 to 2076 code for a protein of 691 amino acids. Gene Ontology annotation, cellular component: SCF ubiquitin ligase complex. The transcript is spliced from 2 exons. Gene Ontology annotation, biological process: SCF-dependent proteasomal ubiquitin-dependent protein catabolic process. The record is from RefSeq and is a predicted model, not a curated record. Gene Ontology annotation, molecular function: protein binding.